Messenger RNA from Centruroides sculpturatus (bark scorpion), 922 nucleotides. RefSeq lists its product as uncharacterized. The record is from RefSeq and is a predicted model, not a curated record. Lineage: Eukaryota; Metazoa; Arthropoda; Arachnida; Scorpiones; Buthidae. Gene Ontology annotation, cellular component: transcription regulator complex; nucleus. Gene Ontology annotation, biological process: regulation of transcription by RNA polymerase II. Bases 17 to 922 code for a protein of 301 amino acids. The transcript has 3 exons.
AGUCGGCGCGGUUAGUAUGAACGCCAUCGUCGACAUGCACAGACAUUGCUUGUUUAAAAUGAUGAAUCAAGAGAAAUUAAUUGAAUUAGUUCGGGAAUAUACAUUUCUUUAUGAUUUAAGUGAUCGCAGGUACAGUGACAAUCAACGAAAAGAUGACGCGUGGAAAGAAAUAGCAAAAAAACUUCAAGUAAGAGAUUGCGACUGCAAGAAAACAUGGGCUUUACUACGCGAUGCAUUCCGACGUGCCAUAAAAAAGCGAAAAGAAACUAAAAGUGGACAAGCUAGUGUAUCUAGGAAAAAAUGGAAAUAUGAAGACGAGAUGUCUUUUCUGUUGCCGUAUUUCAAGGAAAGACCCACUAUUGGCAAUGUUCCAGCUAACCAUACAGACAAAAAUAGUGAUGCUGAAGAAAAUUGUUCUGAUGAAGAUAAUCAAGCAAGGUCAUCUUCUCCUGAAGCUAUAAUAGCACACUCCAUUUCACCUCCAAAACGGCCAAAUAUUACCGAAGCAACUGUGACCCAGCCAUCUACCUCUAAAAAGAAGCAUUCAAUUUCAGGACCUUCACAAAACUGUGCGCCAGUGCAAAACAGGACUAAAAUUCGCAAAANACACAAACAGUUGGAUCUGGAUUUGAAGAAUUGCGACAAGGAAAACAUUCAAGACUGGUUUGAGUGUGAUGUCGAUGACCCUGGCUAUCAGGUAUUGUGGGACGAUGAAAUCAUUGUCAGUGUCACCAACAACCAAGACCCUUGCGACGAUGAGGAAGAGCCUAACGACAAUGACUGUGCUGAAAACGGAUCAUCCAGUGAGGAAGCUUUUCACUGCCUUGAGAUGGCUAUGAAGUGGUUAGAACAGCAAGAAGAAUGUGAUGCUAUCCAAUUGCUGUCUUUAAAAUGUGUGCGAGAUUUAGAGGCAAAAAAAUGA